AUGCGUAGACGGAAAAACCGAGACACCUUUCUUGUGGAACAACAUGAUGGUACCUCCAAGGGAGCCGGGGUGAAAGAAAUAGGCAAGCGAGGUAAACCUGUGGGGAAAACAACACCAAAGGUACAAACAGCAACUGUGUGUUUGGUUGAGUAUGCAAAUAAAUAUGCGGACAAACUUCCCAAUUCAACCAAACUACAUUUACCAUCUUGCCUAACGAAAGACUCCAUAAACAACAUCAUGACAGAGGAAUUAGAGGAUAAAGAAGAGGAGAUAGUGUCUAAGAGCCACUUCUACUAUAGGCCUAUAUUGCGAACUUGCCUAAGUCAUAUUGCUAUUCCACCAACUUCCAGGUUCUCUAAAUGUAACACAUGCAGCAAGAUAAAAACUCAACUGGGUGAGACAAAAGAUAAGACCAAGUGUAAACAGCUGAUCAGCCUCAGACAGAAACAUCUUAUGAAUCAGAGCACUGAGAGAAGAAAAUACUACAAGCAUUCCAUGAAAGGGCGAACAGAACCAGGCAAAUACCUGUCAAUAAUUUUGGAUGGGAUGGAUCAAAAGAAAACUGAAUUACCACAUUAUUUAUACCUAAGUUCUUUUGUCUCCAAUCUAUGGGAACUGAAAACACAUUUGGUUGGUGUCAUAGUGCACGGAAUCGGUAACUACAGAUUUUUUGAUUAUUAUCAGUAUCCCCAUGGGAGCAACUUGACGAUUCACUGCCUUCUUUCAACUUUGUACAUGCAGAAAGACUCCUUACACAAUACCUUCAAAUGGAUAACUGUGCCAGAGAAAAUAAAAACAAGUGAAUUUUUAUUUUCAUUUAUUCACAUUUUCAGUAAAAUAUUUCUUCUAUAAGAAACUGUUAAUUCUUGGCUGAUAGAUGAGAUCUUAUGUGGUUUCACUUUUAUUAGUAUUUACCUUUGUAGCUCACCCGAGCCAAAGGCUCAGGGUGAGCUGUUGUGAUCACUCCAUCCGUUGUCCAUCCGUCCAUUGUUUAUCUGUCCACACUUUCCUUUAAACAACAUCUCAACCUAAACCAAUAGGCCAAUUUUAAUGACACUUCACAGGAAUGUACAUUUGAUGGUCUUCUUUUAGAAUUGUUUGAAGAAUUGAUUUCCAUACAGAACUCUGGUUGCCAUGGCAACCAAAAUGAAAAACUUUUAAAAUCUUCCAGUCCAAAACCACAGGCUAUAAAGCUUUUAUAUUUGGUAUAUAGCAUCUAGUGAUCCUCUACCAAGGUUGUUCAAAUUAUUCCCCUAUGGUCAAAUAUGGCCACACCCUGGGUGUUACAUGGUUUACAUCAACUUAAAUAGGGAAAAUUUUGUAAAUCUUCUUGUCCAAAACCACAAGGCAUAGAGCCUAAAUGUAUGGCAUGUGACAUCAUCUAAUAGGCAUCUUUAAAGAUUGUCCUCAUUAUGCCCCUGGUGUAUAAAAAGGCCCCGUCCCAGGGGUGCCAAUUUUUAAAUAGACUUAUAGGAAAAAACUUUUCAAGGCCUAUGCUUUUGAUAUUCAGUAUGUAACAUUGCCUGGUGGCUCUCUAGCAAGGCUGUUCAACUUAUGCCCCUGGGGUGGAAAGAGGCUCUGCAACAAGGGUGACAAAGUUUUUAUAAGGAAUAUAUUGGAAAAAGUUAUGUCAACAUAAUUCCUUGACUGUUUAAUUAUAAUCACCGUAUCAAGUAAUUACUGUAACCUUGACCUACUGAGUGACAAUAGCAGCUUUAUUUAUGAUUUGAUUUUACCAAACUUGCACAAACUUGUAUCACCAUAAGAUCUUGGUUCCUUUUUGGAACUGGCCAGAUUCCAUUAUGGGUCCAAGAGUUAUGGCUCCUGAAAGUUCCAAAAUUAGCUAUUUUGACCUUGUCUGCACAAUAGCAGCUUUAUAUAUGAUUUAAUUUUUACCAAACUUGCACACAACUUGUAUCACCAUAAGAUCUUGGUUCCUUUCUGGAACUGGCAAGAUUUCAUUAUGGGUUCCAGAGUUAUGGCCCCUGAAGGGGUCAAACUUAGCUAUUUUGACCUUGUCUGCACAAUAGCAGCUUCAUUUAUGAUUUGAUUUUAACCAAACUUGCACAAAACUUGUGUCACCAUAAGAUCUUGGUUCCUUUCUUAAACUGGCCAUAUCCCGUAAUGGGUUCCAGAGUUAUGGCCCCUGAUAGGGCCGGAAUUAGCUAUUUUGACCUUGUCUGCACAAUAGCAGCUUCAUUUAUGAUUUGAUUUUAACCAAACUUGCACACAAUUUGUAUCUCCAUCAGAUGUCGAUUCUUUUUUAUACGCCCUAAGGGAUGUUUUAUGUUAUCACCUCGGUGUCCAUCUGUCUGUCUGUGUGCUGGUUAGCAAUUUCCCUUCUGCUCUGUAACUCUUGAACCCCUUGAUGAAUUCCAGAGAAACCUGACACAAAUAUUCACUGAUUGAAAGGAUGUGCAGAACACAUGUUUUAGAUGGCUAAAUUCAAUGUCAAGGUCACACUUAGGGGUCAAAGGUCAUAUCACUUUGUUUUAUGUGAAUAUUGCUCUGCAUUUGCGUUGCAUUGCAAUGCUCUUGUUUUUAUUUGGCAGAGCCUUCAUUUGUUUGCUUACAAUAUUUUUUUUUAUUACUUCCCUUUUAUGUUACUAUAAAUAGCUUAUUUAGUAACUUUUUCAUUAUUGGCCGUAGGAAAAACUGAGACCACUUUUCUGUGGCACAACAUGGAUGGUACCUCCAAUUUCUAGGUGUAUUUUGACAUAUCUGUACCUUGUAAGAAUUUUUUCUUUUUGUUUUUGGCUAAAGCAAUUGUACUUAGAUGAGCGAUAUAGGGCCAUCAUGGCCCUCUUGUUUAAGAUACAGCCUUGAAAUUUGGAUGACAUGUACAGUUUUGCACACUGGUCUCAAAACUGACUUUCAGUGACCAUGCAUAUGACCUACUGACAUACUUUCUGGUUUUUUUUUGUUUUUUUAGCUCACCUGUCACAAAGUGACAAGGUGAGCUUUUGUGAUCGCGCGGUGUCCGUCGUCCGUCGUCCGUCCGUCAGUCCGUGCGUGCGUGCCUCCGUCCGUAAACUUUUGCUUGUGACCACUCUAGAGGUCACAUUUUUCAUGGGAUCUUUAUGGAAGUUGGUCAGAAUGUUCAUCUUGAUGAUAUCUAGGUCAAGUUCGAAACUGGGUCACGUGCCUUCAAAAACUAGGUCAGUAGGUCUAAAAAUAGAAAAACCUUGUGACCUCUCUAGAGGCCAUAUAUUUCACAAGAUCUUCAUAAAAAUUGGUCAGAAUGUUCACCUUGAUGAUAUCUAGGUCAAGUUCGAAACUGGGUCACGUGCCAUCAAAAACUAGGUCAGUAGGUCUAAAAAUAGAAAAACCUUGUGACCUCUCUAGAGGCCAUAUAUUACAUAAGAUCUUCAUGAAAAUUGGUCAGAACGUUCACCUUGAUGAUAUCUAGAUCAAGUUCGAAAGUGGGUCACAUGCCAUCAAAAACUAGGUCAGUAGGUCAAAUAAUAGAAAACCCUUGUGACCUCUCUAAAGGCCAUAUUUUUCAUGGGAUCUGUAUGAAAGUUGGUCUGAACGUUCAUCUUGAUGAUAUCUAGGUCAAGUUCGAAACUGGGUCACGUGCGGUCAAAAACUAGGUCAGUAGGUCUAAAAAUAGAAAAACCUUGCGACCUCUCUAGAGGCCAUAUAUUUCAUGAGAUCUUCAUGAAAAUUGGUCAGAAUGUUCACCUUGAUGAUAUCUAGGUCAGGUUCGAAAGAAGGUCACGUGCCUUCAAAAACUAGGUCAGUAGGUCAAAUAAUACAAAAACCUUGUGACCUCUCUAGAGGCCAUAUUUUUCAUGGGAUCUGUAUGAAAGUUGGUCUGAAUGUUCAUCUUGAUGAUAUCUAGGUCAAGUUUGAAAGUGGGUCAUGUGCCUUCAAAAACUAGGUCAGUAGGUCAAAUAAUAGAAAAACCUUGUGACCUCUCUAGAGGCCAUAUUUUCCAUGGGAUCUGUAUGAAAGUUGGUCUGAAUGUUCAUCUUGAUGAUAUCUAGGUCAAGUUCGAAACAGGGUCAUGUGCGGUCAAAAACUAGGUCAGUAGGUCUAAAAAUAGAAAAACCUUGUGACCUCUCUAGAGGCCAUAAUUUUGAAUGGGUCUCCAUAAAAAUUGGUCAGAAUGUUCAUAUUGAUGAUAUCUAGGUCAAUUUCGAAAGUGGGUCACGUGCCUUCAAAAAGUAGGUCAGUAGGUCAAAUAAUGAAAAAACGUUGUGACCUAUCUAGAGGCCAUAUUUUUCAUGGGAUCUGUAUGAAAGUUGGUCUGAAUGUUUAUUUUGAUGAUAUAUAGGUCAAGUUUGAAACUGGGUCAACUGCGAUCAAAAACUAGGUCAGUAGGUCUUGAAAUAGAAAAACCUUGUGACCUCUCUAGAGGCCAUACAUUUGAAUGGAACUUCAUGAAAAUUGGUCAGAAUGUUCACCUUGAUGAUAUCUAGGUAAAGUUCAAAACAGGGUCACGUACCUUCGAAAACUAGGUCAAUAGGUCAAAUAAUAGAAAAACCUUGUGACCUCUCUAGAGACCAUAUUUUUCAAUGGAUCUUCAUGAAAAUUGGUCAGAAUUUUUAUCUUGAUAAUAUCUAGGUCGAAUUCAAAACUGGGUCACAUGAGCUCAAAAACUAGGUCACUAUGUCAAAUAAUAGAAAAAGCGACGUCAUACUCAAAACUGGGUCAUGUGGAAAGAGGUGAGCGAUUCAGGACCGUCAUGGUCCUCUUGUUAAAGGUACAGCCUUGAAAUUUGAAUGACAUGUACAGUUUUGCACACAGAUCUUAAAACGAAUGUGACUUACUGACCUACUUUAUAUUUUAGUAUCAGCUUGCCAUUUGAAACAUGUGGCUCAUAUUACUCAGGUUAGCGAUUCAGGGUCAUCACAACCCUCUUGUUUAAGAUACUGCUUUGAAUUUGAAAUUUGGUUGACAUGUAUAGUUUUGCAUGCCGAUCUUUAAACAGACUUUCAGUGACCAUCAGUGUGACGUACUGACCUACUUUCUUGUUUUGUAAGCUACUGGUACAGUAUUUGGAUCACCUGUAAUUUUGUUUUUGCAGAUUUCAAAAGUAAUCUUGCAUAAUUGUUACCUUGACCCACACUCCUAAUAUUCUUGUUUUUAAAGCUUUAGCAAAGAAAUUAGUUCAAGCAAGAAUUUUACUCAGGUGCGCGAUAUAGUGCCUUCAUGGCCCUCUUGUUUAACAGAAGCAAAAAUCAAGACAUGAUUAACCUAAUGUUGUCAACAACACCUUAAUUGAUGUUAAUAAAAAUUUAAAAUUGUAAUAACAUAUAUAUUUUCUCCUAUAUUACAGAUACAUAUUGGGUUUCCCUUUUUUGCUGGUGGAAAAAGACAUUUUCAACAAGAGGCUCAUGAUGACCCUUAAUCGUUCACCUGAGUAAUAUGAGCCACAUGUUUCAAAUGGCAAACUGACGCUAAAAUAUUAGAAAGUAGGUCAGUAGGUCACAUUCAUGGUCACUGAAAGACAGUUUUAAGAUUGUUGUGCAAAACUGUACAUGUGAUCCAAAUUUCAAGGCUGUAUCUUAAACAAGAGGGCCAUGAAGGCCCUGUAUCGUUCACCUGACCUAUUGACCUAAAGAUCAUCAAGAUAGUUUCAUUAAGAUAUGGUCAUAAAUGUGGCCUCUAAAGUGUUAACUAACUUUUCCUUUGAUUUGACCUGAUGACCUAGUUUUUGAUCCCAUAUGAGCCAGAUUCGAACUUGACCUAAAGAUCAUCAAGACUAACAUUCUGACUAAGUUUCAUGAAGAUACAGUCAUAAAUGUGGCCUCUAGAGUGUAAACAAGCAUUU
Messenger RNA from Mercenaria mercenaria, 5779 nucleotides. RefSeq lists its product as uncharacterized. The record is from RefSeq and is a predicted model, not a curated record. Lineage: Eukaryota; Metazoa; Mollusca; Bivalvia; Venerida; Veneridae. The coding region runs from base 1 to 852 and encodes 283 amino acids. The transcript has 4 exons.